Molecule: messenger RNA, 6706 nt
Organism: Mobula hypostoma (lesser devil ray)
Lineage: Eukaryota; Metazoa; Chordata; Chondrichthyes; Myliobatiformes; Myliobatidae
Exons: 3
Coding region: 446-1486 (346 amino acids)
Source: RefSeq, a predicted model, not a curated record
CUGUCAGUCACACAGCUCUGAUGAAGAAACAGAAAGUCCGCAGUCUGCGGAGCCCCCAGCCUGGUCAGGACCACCACAGCAGAGACCCUGUCCACAAGAUGAUCAUGACUGGGUGUCCGUCCACCCUUCGGACUGCUACAGUUCCUGUAAAUGCGGCAUUAUUCCACAAUCUGCAAUUUUCCCAGAUACAUUACUGUCCUGUGCUCAAACAUCAGUGUCAGGGAAGAGUGGAACAGAAAGGCAGGCACAAAAUAAAUACUGCUUGCAAAAGACCAGCGGGUGUGAUAUUGAUGACGGGGAGACGGGCCCUUUGUGUAGGUGUCAAGGCUGCAAUGGGCCCCACCACCAUGAAACUGUGGAACGACGUUGUUUCCCGCAACAUGACCCGCAAUUUCCUGACUGUCCCAAAGCAACGACCCCAGCGGUUAGCCAGCACACGCGCGAAAUGACCACGUCUCCUCUCGGGAUGAAGGGUGGCUGCAGUUUGUUCGGUGUGGGAACUGAUAAGAGUGAGGAACGGGGCAGAUGCAACGGCAGGCGAGAGUCCAAGUGCGGCAGCCACGGGGAUGAUCUCUAUCUCCGCCAGAUAGAUGAAAUGGGAAUCACUUGUUUGUCCUACAACCCAUCGGCGUUGUACUCGAGAACCUUUGCUUCUGGGGAAGAUGAUUUCUGCAGGCCGCCCGGGAAACACAGUGCAAGCAAAGAUCGACGGCCACAUUGUCAGAGGCCAUCGCGGAUUGACAGCGAUGAUAGCUGCGGGGGCGUCGCUGACAGAGGGGCCACGGGAGCCUGGAAGUCGGAAGGUGGAAGGGUGCGCAAGAGUGCCGGGCCAAAGAUGUGUGGCACCGUGCCUUUCCCCAGAGAGAACUCCUCCUGGCCCAACUCCGCCACUCAGGACAAGCUGAGAGAAUUCCCCUGUUCCGGAAGGAGACAGUCGAGAAAUAAAUCUGUCAUUCCAAGGUUCCACAAGCAAGGCAGCGAGGGUCCCGAUCCGAUCGGCCUCGGCCCGUUUGUUAGGGAGGAUACCUGGUGGCGGAGCCGGCUGCUAAGAGGGGCGUACCCACAGAGUGGUGCCGAACCCCGGCUCAGGACAGAGAGAUGCGCCAGGAAAACGGACGAUGUCUAUGUCUACGAAGUGGAUGACGCUGGGACUUCGAGUCUGUUUUACAAACAACGCCCGAGUUCGUGCGGCGUCUCGGAUAGCGACGAUAAUCUGUGCGGUAAGAAGGGCCACCCCAAGGACACCUGUCAGCAUUUGAGUUGUAAAUGGUGUAAGUCACAGCCGAUACCUGGGAGAACAAGAUGCUCACUGUGUUCUGAUGACACCAGCAGCCUGAUGAGCUUAAAACAGGGAGACUGCCACACCUCAACCUUCAGGACUAACGGAGGCUCCACACCCAUAAUCUACUCCUUACCACAGUGGCCAAGACACCUACUCCUGCAAAACAGUGGGGCUCAGGCAACAACUGCAGUCUACAAAGACUAACUAUCGAUCAGACUCAGGCACAGCACCCCGGCCAUCUCUGUGCGUUAACACAUCACCUCUGUCUCACCUCACAUUGAAUAGUUAGAAAUAAGUACGAAACUAUGUAACAUGUAUAUAUAAAAGCCAUCCAUGACAGAACUGUCAGCGAGCCAGUGAAGGCAAUAAUGAUUCAGAGUGAAUAUUAGACACAGAAUGAAACUAAGAGCUUGCAAGGAGUGGUAAAUCUGCAGAAGUAAAAGAAUUAUUUUAAUGUCAAGACUAACAUUAAAUGUAAGGCUCCCAAAAACAAUAAAGCUUUGUGAAAUACACUGAUAGCGAAGAAGCAUGUUGGAACAUUAGUGCUAAUCUUUACACCUUUCAUAUUGGUGAUCAAGGUCAGGGGUCAAGGAAUGAUAGUGAACAGUGAAUGAUAGGAUAGUAAACCCAAACCAAUGUGACCUCAUUGCGGUGGCCUUACUCACAAUCACCUUUACUUAUGUCAUACACUUAAACUCCAUUUCACACACAUAUACUUCUUCUUAAGCCCAUCACUCCUACUGGGGCACAGACCACCAAAAGCAGCUCACCGGAGUUCUCUGUCCUGGGUUAGCCUUUCAAGCUGUCCCCAGGUCUUGGUGUAUCCUCCUCCCAGAGGUGAGGUCUUUGGAGCUUCUGUAGUUCUGGGUUUUUAUUUUUAUAGGAUAGAAUUGCCGAUCCUAUGUCCAACCCUCCUCAUUUUGUUGCUGGGCUUGGGAGUGUUACACUAACACAGUUUCACCCUCACAUGUAGUGAAGAAUACACACAGAGUGACAGAUGCAGAAUGGAAAUGGGUCCUUUAGCUUAAUGUGUCUGCACUGAGCAUCAACCACCUAUUUACACUAAUAAUAAUAAUAAUAAUAAUCCUUCCUUUUAAUUCCAAUUCUGCUCCUACAUCUUAUGGUCUUAUAGAAGGCAUAGGUUAAAGGUGAGAGGGAAAAGAUUUAAAAGAGAUCCAGAAUAGUACAGCACAGGAACAGGCCCUUCAGCCCACGAUGUUAUGCUGAACCAAUUAAAUACCCAACUAAUCUAAUCCCUUCUGCUCAUUUCCAUUUCUACGUGUUCAUGUGCCUAUUAAGAGCCUCUUGAAAACCUCUAUUUUAUUUGCCUCCAUCACCACCCCAGGGAGUGCAUUCCAGACAUCCCCCAUCUGAGGGGUAAGCUGUUCACAGAGCUUGAUGAGUAUAUUGUAACAGCUACCAGAGGUGGGUACAAUUUCACCAAUAAAAAAAAACACAUUUGGACAGUUACAUGUAUGGGAAAGGAACAGAAGGAUAUGGGCCAAAUACAGGAAAAUGGGAUUGCCUUUGACAGGCAUUUGGUUGGCAUGGAUGUUUGCAGCAUUUUUUUGUUUUUACAUUUGAAGUCAAAUGACAAGAAAGUAAGGAAAUCCCGAUGAAACUGAAAUGGGAUCGUGACACAACAAGAGGCCACAAUCCAUUGAGCCUGAGCCAACUCUAUAAAAAUCCUCUUCAACUAAUCCCAAUCUCCUGCUUUAUCCUUUCUGUAAUUCUGCAGUUUACCUGUUUGAAAAUUAGCACUGAAACUGCUGGGUCUGGGUUCUGCAAUGCCUCUCGAUUCUAGGAAUGGGACAACAAUGACAGGUUUGAGAUUCUGGGAUUGAGAUGCAUGACUCAAUAAUUCAGAGACUGGGGUUCUGGAUUUGGGAUUCUGGGCUCAGGUUUUAUGGUUAGCCUAUAUGUGCUUGGGAUACCAGAACUAUGAUCCAAUACUUGAGAUUUUGAGACUGGAAUUCUAGAUUUGGGAGUGAGGUUCUGAGUGUAACAUGGGCCUCUAGAUCUGGUACUGGGAUAACUGAUAUUGACCUUAUUAUACAAAAAUAUGCCAGCAACAUUGGGAAUCAUGAACUUAAUUCACACAUCAACCAUGGUUUAUGAUCUCAAAUCAUUCCACCUGGACUCUCCAUUUAAAAUGCAAAAAGAUGAAUCGGUUUAUUUGCCUAUGAAUAUGUGAAAACCCCUCUGAAAUGUCAAAUGUUGAGCAGACCAGAUAUGUAACUAACCCUGUAAGUCAUUGAGCAUUUUAAAAUUCCUUCAAACACAAAAGCAACCUAAUAAUAAUGGGUCUAAAGAUAGAGAAACAGCUGGAGCUGUCAACCAGGACAAGGGCUUAGAAUGAAACAAUCCAGACUGCCUGAGUGCAUUGUGCAGGACCUACAGACACCCCAUGGAAUGUGAACUCUGAGUGAUCAAUAGGCACAACAAAGCAGUCCACUGCUUCCACUCAGCACAGAAAUGUCACCCAAUGGCACAGAAAGAGACAAAGCACAUUUCUCUAAUACCUUGCAUGGAGUCAAAAGCUUCAGAUGUUGGACCUCUCGUGCAUGUGACCUUGCAAACAGUAGUGACUGUUAUUUUUUUCAUGCAAUGAUAUUUGUAUAGAUUGACCUGGGUUCUACCUUUUGACAAAUCUUUGUUCUCAGGAUAUCUCCUUUCAUGACUUAUAAGGUAACUUUUCUGUGUUUCUGCUCUGACAAAGGCCAAAUUUGCGGCUUUCAGUAACUCAUCCCAUCAUGCAUGGAAGUAAUCAGACCUUGUACCGAGUUCUAGGUACAACAGUCAGGAAAUAUGAGGAAACAGUUUAGAAUGACAUGUCCCCCCCCACCCCCGCCACGGCUGCAGAAUGCUAAUUACCACCUAGAUCAACACUUACCCUCUCCUGCAGAAUGCUAAUUCAUCACCUAGAUUAACACUUCCCCCUUCCUGCUCAAUAGACACAAAUGGACACAUUUAUAUACUUCACAAGACUGAAUUUAGACCACAAAUCCGUAAGAGCAGAAUUAAGCUAUUUAGCCCAUCGAGUCUGCUCCACCAUUCUACCAUUGCUGAUUUAUCAUCCCUCUCAACCUGCCUUGGUUCUAAUCACUUAAUUCCACUCCAGUCCUGACCAACCCUAAUAGAUGAGCAUGAGAAGCAUUAUGCUCUUCUUCAGAAUCUUUCUCAAUCUUUCAUCAGGAUACUGAAGAGUGGACAACAAAUGAAACUAACAAGUAUUAAUAGAAAACGUACAGACAGCUAGGAUCGCAUUCUGAUGUAGGGUCUUGACAUGAAACAUCAACUUACAUCUUUUGCUUCACGGACAUGUGACCUGCUAAGUUCUUCCAACAUUCAGUUUUUUGUUUGGGUUUUUAUCAUCUGUCACAGAAGGUGCCAAGCAGUCGGCAGCAGUACAGUGGCAUGAUGUGAAUGAAUAAACCCAGACAUCCCACCUCUCCCGGAAGUUCCGGGAGUCUCCCGCAUCUCGAUAGUGGCUCUCUGACACCCGGAAAUUAUAUACAAUAUCCCAGAAAUAGAUUUUUUUGAGAGCGAGAGGGACAGAGAGAGCAAGCAUCCUGAUUGGUCUCUCUUUGUGCUGAGAAUGAUCCCCAACCACCUGGCCACGAGGAAACGAUAUGAUUUGGCGAUAUGAAAUGAUAUGAGUCAGCUGCACCUUUCCUCAUUCCCUGUCAUGUACUGUUGAAUUUUAACACAUGCGAGGUCAUCAGUGACCCAAGUCGUGCAAAGGAAUGGGUCUGUGACCCAUUUGUGAAUGUCCUCGGUGAAUCAUCCAUGUCAGCGCGGGAAGGAGAUCAACUCUUCGAGUUUGCAAAUGACGGUGGGCUGAAAAGUAUGUUUGACAUAACAUCUCUGCCGGCAUUCUGGAUCAAAGACAAGGCUGAAUAUCCUGAGAUAGCCACGGAAGCACUGAAAACGUUGCUUCCAUGUCCAACAUAUCUCUGUGAACCGGAGUUUUCUGCAAUGAAUGCAAUGAAAACUAAAUUGAGGAAUAGACCGGACAUAAGGAACCCCUUCGAGUAUCGCUGUCUCCCAUCACCCCUCGAUAGGACCGUGUUGUUGCAGGGAAACAAGCCCAGGGCUCCCACUGAUUUAGCGAUAUUGGUGUGUUGCAAUGAUUUUAUAUGUUCAUACGGGGAAAAUACUUAAAAUGUUAUGAUGCGAUUGACUUACCACCUAUAUUCCGGCUGUGAUGAACACCCGCCCCCCGGGUCGGCCGGUCCGCAAGAAUAUUGUCAAUAUUAAACCGGUCUGCGGCGCAAAACUGAUUGCAGACCCCUGCUAAGUAGACCUAUCAGUUCUCUGUGGCGGGCUUCACAGUCGACCUCAAAAAUAAUGACAGUGUUGCUCGCUGCACUGUUUGCAACAGUGACUUUUCUAUUACCCAUGGUGGGUUAAAAUGUAAAAGACAUGUUGAGGUGAGUUUAACAGGUGUCAUUACAACAUAGCUAACGUUAUUUAAACUAGCUGGCUGGCUGCUAAGGAGCUACGCUAUUGAUGUCCUACGUGAUGAGGUCAAACUCCCUGUUAAUAAGUUGUAAUAGAAUAAACAUGAUAAUAUAAUAUUAGUACAUAUUUUAAUGCCACAUGUUCUGCAUAUACCCAACUUGGUUUACAGAUUAGACAAAAUCACUAAACAAAGUAUUACAUACACCCUUGGAGGUCGACCGUGGAGGCGAGGUGUGAGGAUAUGGGGUUGUGGGGGGCAGGGGUGCUACCUCCCCGAAAUGAGCUUUUGCAGGGUGGGAUGUCUGCAAACCAACCGAAACACCAUGGGUUACAGGCACAUUACCUAGGAAAACAGGAGGCCAACACGGAGGUUUCAUGAUUCUGGUCACUGAUGGAGCUCAGCAUUUAGACCAAAAGAUAUUGGAACAGAAUUCGGUUAAUUGGCCCAUUUACUGCCAACCUCCAAAGAUCCUUGAACCGAGGAGCAUGUUCAGCCACCUCAGAGAACAGUAGAUGACUAUGCUGUGGAGGAUCCAGAGGCACAACGAACAUGGAUGAGACAAGGACAGCUACCUUCCCUAGAGGAUAGCAGUGAACAAACCAGGUUUGUCUAACAAUCUGGUACAUUUAUGGUUACUGUUCCUGACAGCCAAAUUUGAAAGUACACUUCACUAACUGACUAGAGAGACCAAGGGUGAGCUGCUACAUCUGAAACACCACCUACUCCUAGCAUGUGAAUUUCAGGUCUGUCUAUGACCACAGGUGUCACGUUGAUCUGCAGAGGGAAUGUGUGUGUUGGCCCUGUAAUCUGUUCGGUGUAAAACAGAGUGGUGGGCCACAACCCUGUUCUUUGGCUCGGAAGGGGAUGGUCAGUGUGGGGAGGAAGUGAGUGGUGUGGGGAGAGAGCAGUGGGCUGGAGAGAGAGUUGGUGGACUAUCUUUGCUUCUGUACUGUACUGUA